AUGAAACUCGACUUUGAUUUCAACAAAAAAGGUGGAACACCACCGGAAACAAAACAACCAACUGAGAAAGAGACAGAAGAACAGCAUCAACAGCAGAGCAACUGUUCAUCGGCUACAAAUACGAACGAAUCAGAGUAUCCUGUGAUUGAGAACAAUCUCGGGAUGAAUUGGUAUCUUAUUGCAAAAAUGGGAAAUAUACAAUUUCUUUUGUCAUGUAUCGCCUCCGUCUCACUUCUUGCAACAAUGAGUAUCAUUGGGUUCUCGCUGUUACGUUUUACCUCAUCAGCUUGGACCACCUACCUCAUGUCAACCGCUUAUAUCGCAGUCAGAGCCGGAAGAUGGCGUUCAUAUCCGCAUGUGAUUGCGUAUUGUGGAAUGGUGAUGUUCCAGACGGUGAUUUACAUGAGUAGCCUAUGUUGGCUUGCUUAUUCACUAUAUGGAACUGAAUAUCAGCUUCAUACAAGUUUCCGUACAGAAGCGAUGUUCACAACGGCUAAUCCAAACGCUCUACUUGCACUGAUCGUUGUUGAGAUGGUAUCGUUGAUGGGUACGGUAUUUACUGGAGUAUUUGGAAUGAUCGCGUGCUGUCGUGGACUCGGAAAAAUGCUCCAUCAUAUGGAACAAUUGAUUUUGUCUGGACGAUACACCGCACCGGCUCCUCACAUCACAAUACGUUCUCUCUAA
Necator americanus (New World hookworm) is the source of this 684-nucleotide messenger RNA. RefSeq lists its product as uncharacterized. The transcript is spliced from 6 exons. NCBI's taxonomy places the organism in Eukaryota, Metazoa, Nematoda, Chromadorea, Rhabditida, Ancylostomatidae. The coding region runs from base 1 to 684 and encodes 227 amino acids. The record is from RefSeq and is a predicted model, not a curated record.